UGUGUGUUUGCACAUGGUUAGUUGUGACACAAUGAGGUAAAUAUUUGUUACUGUUACACUCUGAAACUGAUUAAUUUCCUAUAACAGCACACCCUGAAGUGUUUUCUUCCCACAGCAAUUUGCCAACUUUUAACAUUUUUAACAUCCAUUAAACAAUGCUUUUAUCUGUUUUCUACGUUAAUGAUGUGAAACAUUAGCUUAUUCCUCUUGUCGCUUACAUGAUAUUAGCUAUAAACGGCUAUAAAAAUGUGUUCCAACACCAGCUUCUCUUUUUAUUUUCUAUCUUGACGUUAGUAAGACAAAAACCACCAACAGCUAGCCCUCUGUCCUGGAGACACUCUUGUGUCCAAAAGCUACAGCUUAACUUCUGUUAUGAAGAACUGACACUGGAGACUCCUUCUAUUAAAAUAUAAAUAAACGUCUUCUCAUAGAAAGCGUCACACCAGUGAAUUAGCUGUUGCUAUAGAAACGAUAGCGAGCGCAUUAUCGCUGUAUAAACCUGUGAUUCGUCUUGCAGCCAGAAAUACACUCAGAGCUGCUGUUGUAGAAAAUGACCGGUCAGAUCGGGAGAACUGGACAGGUGAUACCUGGAAAACUUUAUGUGAUAAAAGUGUAACAUUUAUAGCAAGAAUACUUAAAAGUCUGACCCCACGUCUUGUCCGGCUGUCACUGGCUACUCUUUAACAGCUUGAAACCCCUCUCAAGCACUCGCCAAAUUUUUUUAGGUGUUUUGAGAAUUUGUCUCCAUUGCUCUCGGGUAAGAGUGUUAAAGAUUAUUUGGGAGUUAAGACCAAAAUAUAACUCUGAAAAGCUUUAUAAACACCGGACCAUGGUGUCCAAAGGGUAUGGAUGUAAUAUAAAACAUCAGGGUAAAGAAAAUAUAAAGUAUAAUAUGUUAGAGCCUUAAACAAAAGACCUGAUGAUGGUUCUGUAGUUCAUUUAAAGAUUUUACAGAGCGGAAGUAACUUUACAUCUCCGUGUUCAUAUACAGUCAGUGAGAAAGUGUGUUUUGAGUAUAAAAUAAUAUAAAGAUAUAUUUUCCCUCCAAGGACAUACUGGAAGAAAUCACAUUAUAGGUUUCACCUGUGUAAUAGCAUACGCUCACGUGUGCCAUCUAUACACACUAUACGUGUGUGUGUGUGUGUGUGCUGUUGUCUGUGAAAGAACCAGAUUAGAAAUAAGGAGCUAAUUCUCACUACAGCGAUACAUCACAAUCAUUAACAUGAACCACUCUCAAACCCUGACAAAAGCUCCCUCCCUGCACCCUCAUUACCCUUUACCUUCCUCAGGCCUGUGAUGACUCUUCUCUUCUUUCAUUUCUGUCCUGUUAGCGCUAAUCACUGACUUAAUGGCAUGUGCUAACGAACCACAAACAAUACUGCCUCAGACGUCUUCAUAAAGCUCUAUGGAUACCUGAAGCUGUGCAUGCCGAUUAGCCCGUUAAUGAUGAACAUUCUGACAGAGUAUCACAAUCCAGCUCUUAAAUAAACAACACGAGAAUAAAGGCGACGGGGCAGAGUAAAGGCAUCAGGCUUUGUUCGGGUCAUUUCAUCAGGCUACGUCAGAGAUCCAGAGUUGCAUAGUAUAUAAGCGAUCCUCAUUUUCUCAUCAUCAUGGAGAUCAUUAGGACCAUUACUCUAGGAGCAAUGAGACCUCUGAGUGCCUCUUCGACUAAGAAGCUGCAGCUCGUGCUCUUCCUCGCGCUGAUCACCCAGUUCACCUGUGACGCAGAGGCCAUGACGAGCUGCUGCACGCGCAAGCCGCACCCGUGCUCGCUGUACGAGUUGCUGUGUCGCGCUGGACACCGGAACCUCACUGACCCGGACGGGAAACUCGGCCGCCUGAGCAGCGACGCCGCCGCCGGGAUCCUGACGCUCGGGAAACGGAAAACGACCGAAACCCGGUACCAGGACCGACUGCAGCAAUUCCUGCACAGCUCGCGCAAUCAAGCGGCGGGGAUCCUUACUAUGGGCAAGAGACUGGACACCGAUCACACGCCCGUUAAACUGGACAUCGAGAGACCACUGAAAUACGUGAUUCAGCCUGUUGACAGAAACUCCUACGGACAAUAAUUAGUGCAGUGAUGCUGCUCUCCGUGUUUUCAUUAUUAAUCUAAUGUCUAUUAAUUAAUUAAUUAAUUAAUCUAGUGACAGCUGUUGUGAUCAAUAUUUCUGUAAAUGCACUGUAUUAUUGCACUUUUCUUUAUUAUAGUCAUGAUAUAAUUUUAACCAUCGAGUGUGUGUGUGUGUGUGUGUGUGUGUGUGUAUUAUUUCACCGAUUGGGUCAUCGUUAUUUGUGUGUAAUGCCACAACCGGCCACAAGGUGGCAGAAUUGUAUCAUAUUGUAUAGAGAGGUUACAAACUACAGUCAUGAAAUGAACAUUAAUCGUUGUGUUUACAGACAAAGAGAAGUGAUUAAAAAAAAGAAAUAAAUAAAUA
Molecule: messenger RNA, 2438 nt
Organism: Hemibagrus wyckioides
Lineage: Eukaryota; Metazoa; Chordata; Actinopteri; Siluriformes; Bagridae
Gene: hcrt
Product: hypocretin (orexin) neuropeptide precursor
Exons: 2
Coding region: 1614-2072 (152 amino acids)
Biological process (GO): neuropeptide signaling pathway; feeding behavior
Source: RefSeq, a predicted model, not a curated record